Messenger RNA from Alligator mississippiensis (American alligator), 528 nucleotides. RefSeq names its product rhodopsin, G0-coupled. The record is from RefSeq and is a predicted model, not a curated record. The coding region runs from base 1 to 528 and encodes 175 amino acids. Gene Ontology annotation, cellular component: membrane. The transcript is spliced from 4 exons. Gene Ontology annotation, biological process: G protein-coupled receptor signaling pathway. NCBI's taxonomy places the organism in Eukaryota, Metazoa, Chordata, Crocodylia, Alligatoridae. Gene Ontology annotation, molecular function: G protein-coupled receptor activity.
AUGGUAGACCCAAGCCGCUUCAGUGAGACGGCUAGUGGUCCCCAACUGAGAUGGCUGUCUUGGCUUGGAAACAGUGUUGUGAUUUUUGUUCUCUGUAAACAGAGAGCAGUCCUGCAACCCACGGAUUAUCUUACAUUUAACCUGGCUGUCUCAGAUGCUAGUAUUUCCUUGUUUGGUUAUUCUCGAGGGAUCAUUGAAAUCUUCAAUGUCUUCAGAGAUGAUGGAUUCAUUAUCACAUCAAUAUGGACUUGCCAAAUUGAUGGAUUCCUGACACUUCUUUUUGGCCUGGCUAGCAUUAACACUCUUACAGUGAUCAGUGUGACACGCUACAUAAAAGGCUGCCAUCCUGACAGAGGUAACUAUAUCAGCAACAGCAAUAUUACUGUGACACUUUUUCUCAUUUGGAUGGCAGCUUUCUUCUGGUCAGUGGCUCCGCUACUUGGAUGGGGAAGUUACAUAGGUAAUGGAUUUUUUGCACUCAUGCCCUCUCCAUAUGCCGACACAGUCAGCAUGUAUUUGCAUAACUGA